This is a messenger RNA of Hibiscus syriacus, 781 nucleotides long. RefSeq lists its product as uncharacterized. The record is from RefSeq and is a predicted model, not a curated record. The transcript is spliced from 5 exons. Bases 166 to 531 code for a protein of 121 amino acids. NCBI's taxonomy places the organism in Eukaryota, Viridiplantae, Streptophyta, Magnoliopsida, Malvales, Malvaceae.
AUUUCCUUCGUUUUUUGAACUUUUUUAUCUCUUCCCAUAAACCAACUCCAAAAUCUCACCUUUACCAUCCUCAAAGUGGACUUUGAAUCCCUACCAACUUUUGUGGAUAAAUUUGACUUUUGAGGGAAUGUAAGAGGAGCACUGUUGGUGAGUAUUUCAAUUUUUAUGAAAAGGGAAUGGUCAUUUGGUUCGAAGAUGAUGGAGUUCAAUACUGGAUAUUCCCAUUCGAAUGAGAAACAUCCAUCGGAUUGUCGAAAAUCUGCUGAUAAAGGGAAAAGGCCUGCGGAAAAAGAUGCAAGCGCUUCUGCAUUUGUAAAUCAUGCUACAAUCGCUUGGCACGAGAACAGAAAAAGGUGGACAGGGGAUAAAUCGCAACAAUCACGAAAGAUUAGCAAGGAUCAAGUUAUAAGCUGGUCCACAACAUUCGAAGAGCUUCUCUCAACUAAUGAGCCAUUUUCCCAGCCAAUUCCUUUACCGGAAAUGGUAGAUUUUCUAGUUGAUAUUUGGCACAACGACGGGCUGUUCGAUUAGAUGAACUGAUGACGGACGAUGAUGUAGUAGCAUGGGAGACUGUUAGACAAGUAGAUGGAGUUCGUUUGUAAUAUUUAUUUUAGUUGGUCUUAAACAAAUUCUUAGGCAUGGAAAACCUCCAUUAUUCUUCAAGAUUGAGUGGCAAUUGCUGGCCUGGAUUUUGUUUGCUUCCUUAGACACAUGAAACACACAUUUUGAUUAUGUCACAUAGAUUCGGAUAUUUGUUUUACACGAGUAUGAAGAUUUUUUU